Molecule: messenger RNA, 4379 nt
Organism: Trematomus bernacchii (emerald rockcod)
Lineage: Eukaryota; Metazoa; Chordata; Actinopteri; Perciformes; Nototheniidae
Gene: hpca
Product: hippocalcin
Exons: 5
Coding region: 451-1032 (193 amino acids)
Molecular function (GO): calcium ion binding
Source: RefSeq, a predicted model, not a curated record
CACACACACUGUCCUCCGCCGCAGCUAUCCUGUCCCAACCCGGCCUCUGGAGGAGAGAAAAAACCCGCCAGCACCAAGCACCAAAGCCCCGCACCGCACCGCAGCACCGUCACUGCUGCCUCUCGCCUGCACGGUGACAUGGUUUGCAGGGAUCGGCUGCUGUAGCCAAGGGCCACUUAGUCACUCUGAGUGUGUGUGUGUGUGGAUGUGUGUGCAUUAAAGAAGAAGCAGCAGCUGCACGGAGAUCCAGCAGCACGACACAUCAGGAACGAAGCGAGCCGAGCAUCCGUGCAUCUCUCCCCGGCUGUCCUGCACCCCGGCCCCGCUGCACCGGAGCAGGGACACGGUCCUCCUCAACAGAGACCCAGCAUUAUCGGGUGGGAAGAGCAGCCUGGCUCGUGCUAUAGUCACUGUUGUUGUUAAGAAAACAAAGCGUCCAGUCCCGUUGCCAUGGGUAAACAAAACAGCAAGCUGCGGCCCGAGAUGCUGCAGGACCUCCGGGAGAACACCGAGUUCUCCGACCACGAGCUGCAGGAGUGGUACAAGGGUUUCUUGAAGGACUGCCCCAGUGGGACCCUGAAUGUGGAAGAGUUCAAGAAAAUCUACGCCAACUUCUUCCCUUACGGAGACGCCUCAAAGUUCGCUGAGCACGUCUUCCGAACAUUCGACACCAACGCAGACGGGACGAUAGACUUCCGGGAGUUCAUCAUCGCUCUGAGCGUGACGUCGCGGGGAAAACUGGAGCAGAAGCUGAAAUGGGCCUUCAGCAUGUACGACCUGGACGGGAACGGAUACAUCAGCCGCCACGAGAUGCUGGAGAUUGUACAGGCCAUCUACAAGAUGGUGUCGUCUGUGAUGAAGAUGCCAGAGGACGAGUCAACGCCGGAGAAGAGGACGGAUAAGAUCUUCAGACAAAUGGACCUCAAUAAUGAUGGCAAACUGUCCCUGGAGGAGUUUAUCAAAGGUGCCAAAAGCGACCCCUCCAUCGUGCGGCUACUCCAGUGCGACCCCAGCUCGGCCUCCCAGUUCUGAACACCCCCCCCGCCCCGCUGAGACCCUUUUUCCUCCUCACCCUCUGUUGCUAUUGAAACACUCAAAUCAAUGCAUGAUGGUUCUCGUCUCUCAUAUCAUUUUUUUUUCCGUUGUGUGCAAGAAUGGAGGAGGGAUUUUGAGGAGGAUAAGAAAAAGCCAUCACUAUCAUUUGACAUCAUCAUUUUUGUAUAUUUGGGAAAGCUGAAUGGACAUGGAUAUGUUUAAUGAGCGUGCAGAAAUGUUCCCGAAUAUCUGUCGGAUUUCCAGGAGAGCUUUGUGUGGAUUUUUUCGCAGAGUGGGGGAACGCUCCUCCAACACACAUGUACAUCAUGUAUAUACUGUACGUCUAUGUAUAUCACCAAAUGAAGUGUAUGGUGCACACUCUAUGGCAUUGAAGCAGUAUUAUGUAGCGUAAAUUCCUGGUGUGAUCUGAAUGGGGGGGUCGGGGUGGGGGUUUAUUGGGAUUUUACUGCUAUAUGAUCUUUCGCUGAGAAAAAGAAGGCCUAAGAUCCCAUUAGCUUUUUAUUAUUAUCGAUAUCUCUACUGGCAUUUUGUUGAUUUUUAAAUAGUUUGUACAUAUUUUUUUUCCUCCGUCAUGUCGUUUUAUUUAUUCAUUUGUAUUCUUAUUAUUAUUGUACUUUGAUAUGUUCCAGUUUACAGUGACAGAGAGAGAGCUCCGAUGGAUCUCUUUGUGGGUGUGUUAACUGUGAAGAAUAUAAAACACUCCAUAAUGCAUUUGAUCAAUCACCAGUAGCACAUAUCGUCUCAGCCUCCAUGUGGUUAUGAAGUAAGGCUGUGUCUGAAUGUGUGCACGUGGACAUGCAAUGAGGCUUUACAGUAUUAUCACGUUGUGUUGUUUCUAAUAAGUAUUCUUUAACACAAGCAGUAAACUUAAGAUAGUCGUUAACCUGUCACACUAUACUGCAUGAUCCUAUGAACUGAUAAAAUCCACAAAAAAAAGUGAACGCACAGCAGUAUCUUUUUGUAGCGCUGCUGCAGCCUGCUCAGCACUGCACCAGGCAGAAAUGAUUGAGUAUUUGUCUUGCUUUUGGGACAAACCCUCCCUUCCUCCUCCCCCCUUUUCCUCUCCCUCUGACAGACAGAGAACUCACUAAGGGCUCGUUCAUCACUCUCCAGCUGAAUGCUUUUAUAACCUCCUGGAUUAGUCUGCUUACAGAGCAAUUAGAUGAAGGGACAUGUUUCACCAGGUACUUCUUUGUGGUUAGCAGACUGAAAUCAGUGGCUGUGUUUACAUUAGCACUGAUAUACAAGCUUUACUUACUUACUAUUUGGAGCACCAAGAAACUGGAACUUGUCGAGACAUCACAUCAAAAUGCACCUGCAGCAACGUAUCCUCAUACAAUGGUUCCUAUCACCCCUUUUCCACUGAAAAUCUGUUUGAUUCUAGUUUGGUUCCACGUAAUGACGUCAACAUCUACGUCACUGAUUUUCUCACUAACGCCGUUUUCAACAACAAUUAUUUCUACAAUCGGGCAUCAGCUCCGAACCGCUUUGGUGUAAAAGGGGUAUUUUUGCAUAUGAAUAUCAACCAAAACGUUAUAAUUUCGGACCUGAAUAAACUUCCGUCUUGCAGGAAACAACUUGGUUAGGUUUAGGAAACACAACGACUUGAUGAGGUUUAGGAAAAGAGCGUGGGUUAGGUUAAAUGAUCUACGGAAAUGGCUAUAUUAACUCUAAGAAAAGAGUGGUCCCCUAUGGGUGUAAGUUUGAUGUUUUUAGACCAACUUGCAUACGGUACAAACUCAUUGUAUAGGAUAUAUGUGAAGUAUAGAGCGUAUGAGAACAGCCUCAAUUUGGUCUCUCCAAUUCAAAUUAAAAGACUUCAAUCUGUGAUAUUACAGUUUUAAAAUACGCUUCAAACGUACCGUGCAUUUUGUAAACACAGCCACUGGUUGCAGUACCAGCUCCACCAUGUAUUGAGUGGAGCGAUGUAAGGCCUCCAUUGUUUUAGAAGUUCAACAUAUUCUGUUUGUGAAGAAGCUAAAUGUUGGGCAGACUGAGAACACGCUGUACAAUGCAUCAUUCUGUUAAAGGGACCUGCAGGUUCUUUACUUUAAUAGGCUGAUAGAGAUCAAUGUAUACAAUAUAUAAGUGUUUUUGAGGUUAAGAAGUGAUGAAAUGUAGUACAUAUACUCGUUUACUGGACUUAAGUGCAAUACUAACAUACUUUACUGGAGUAUUUUCACAUUUUACUACUUUAAUCUUCUAUUCCACUACAUUUUAGAGCGAAAUAUUAACAUAAAUAUUGAUAUACACUCAUUUACAACUGGAGUUAAUUGUUCAGAUUGAUUUAAUUUUAGAUUUAAGUAAGACUUGAUCAGUUAUUGUUAAUUUAUCGUUAUUAUUGUACGGAAGUAUGAAAUGACAUGAAUUAAAUAAGAAAGACUCACAAUGUUUUGCAGAUGGACCUUAUGAUUUAUGAUUUAUGAUUCCUUUGUUUAAAUGUGAUUGUGUUUGCAGUUGUUUCCUAUCUGUGAUGCAAUUAAAUCGUUUCUGUCUUUACAUUUAGUUUUUAAGUUUUAGUGCCAUUUUAAGAGCAUAUAAUAAUUAUAAUCGGGAUAAAAUCGCAAUUAUUUUGACCAGGACAACCGUGACAUGACAUAUGAAUAUCUAACUAUGACUAAGUGUUAUGUAUGACACUACAAAACAAGUCACAUUUAGCUCCAACUUGAAGUGCUUCAGUACUUUUCUCAUCAUUUGAUUCUUUUGUUAGAAAAUCCUUUUGAAAUCACUGAAAGGCUUCACUGACACCAGACUAAUGCAGUUAUUUCAGGUGGUUGAGUAUUCCUAUCUAAGUGCUUCGGACAGGCUUCACUGACUUUAAAAAAUAUAAAACCCAGCAUAUUGAUUUCUCUGUCUGCCAUGUGAGAUAAAACGUAAGACGAUUCAAACCAGACUGAACUGGCAAGAGUCAGUUUCUAAAUGUGUGUUGCCCAACAUUUCACUACCUCACAAAUUGAAUGACUGCGUGCAGAUGAGAGCUGCAUGCACCUGACUUUAGGAUGGGAGUGUAACUUGAACCAUUUGCACAGGAGCUUCCUAACCUCUGCUUUUGGGGAUCCUAUAGUGUCACUGCCUUCUGCUGGUAGGAUAAGGAACAACAGUUGCUACCCCCUGAUCUAAACUACAGAUGAACCCUUUUCUAUUCUCACUGCCUCUGAUGAACUGGUACCUUAUGUUGGAUAAAUGCACCCCCUUUCUUUCUUUCUUCCCUUCUUCCUAACCUCCCUUCAUUUCCUUCCAAUUUUUCUGUUGCAUGAAAACCUCACGUGAGGAUGUCAUGUUUGUUCAGUUGGACCUGAAAUAUACCUAUGUGUUUCAAAGCU